AUGAUGGGGGAGAAGGACCAGCCCAAAACAAUUAAUGAACACACCAAAAAUGAGCCUCAGCAGAAUGAGCUGAUCUUGAAAUCUUUACCGCCAGCACCAUUAUCGAACUUAGAGAAGGCAGAGGCUAAACAAGAGAAUAUAGCUGCAACAAAGGGAGUAGAUGAUGCUAAUAAGAGACUCAGAGCAAUCCCAAGAACCCAAAACAGGCCUCCCAUCAGUAAUCCAGAAGUAGUAAAGAUCCAGGCCUGGUGGCGGGGCACCCUGGUGUGCAGCACACUGCUGCACGUGGCUCUCAGAGUGUGGAUCAUUCAGGGCUGGUGGAGGCAUAAGCUGGUGAAGCUGCAUGAGAACAGGCAGCGGACAGCUCUGGAGAACUUUACACGGAAGGAGUGGGUAGCAGUCAGGCUGCAGUCCUGGGUCCGCAUGUGGCGCAUCUGUUGGCGCUACUGCCAUUUGCUCAACGCUGCCCGCAUCAUCCAGGCCUACUGGAGAUGCCACUCCUGCGCUUCCCAGGGUUUCAUCAAGGGCCACUACAGAGUCACGGCCAACCAGCUGCAUCUCGAACUCGAGAUCUUGCUGGGCUCAGGGCCUUGCAUUGUGACAGAGUGUAUUCCCCUUCCAAUAAAGCAGUGA
Messenger RNA from Globicephala melas (long-finned pilot whale), 633 nucleotides. RefSeq names its product IQ motif containing F1 (gene IQCF1). Gene Ontology annotation, molecular function: calmodulin binding. The record is from RefSeq and is a predicted model, not a curated record. NCBI's taxonomy places the organism in Eukaryota, Metazoa, Chordata, Mammalia, Artiodactyla, Delphinidae.